GUCUGCAGAUUUCGGCCUCUUGAGGGUUGUCCUGCUCCAGCCUCACCCCAAGUGUUGUGUGUUUCAGGAUGAAGACCAUUCUCAGCAACCAAACGGUCGACAUUCCCGAGAAUGUCGACAUCUCCCUCAAGGGCCGCACGGUCAUCGUAAAGGGCCCCCGAGGCACCCUGCGGAGGGACUUCAACCACAUCAACGUGGAGCUCAGUCUUCUGGGCAAGAAGAAGAAGAGGCUCCGUGUUGACAAAUGGUGGGGGAACCGGAAGGAGUGGCUACAGUCCGCACCAUCUCAGUCAUGUGCAGAACUAUGAUCAAGGGGGGUCACUCUGGGCUUCCGCUACUAGAUGAGGUCUGUGAACGCUCACUUUCCCAUCAACGUGGUUAUUCAGGAGAAAGGGUCUCUUGUUGAAAUCCGAAAUUUCUUUGGUGAAAAAUAUAUCCGCAGGGUUCGGAUGAGAUCAGGUGUUGCUUGUUCUGUAUCUCAAGCCCAGAAAGAUGAGUUAAUCCUUGAAGGAAAUGAUAUUGAGCUUGUAUCAAAUUCAGCUGCUUUGAUCCAGCAAGCCACAACAGUUAAAAACAAAGAUAUCCGGAAAUUUUUGGAUGGUAUCUAUGUAUCUGAGAAAGGAACUGUACAGCAGGCUGAUGAAUAAGAUCUAAGUUUUCCAGUUACAGAAACAACAGGAUAUACAAGAGGAUUUCUGCAGACCUAUUGUGAUGAGAUAAAAUAAAAA
Suncus etruscus (white-toothed pygmy shrew) is the source of this 728-nucleotide messenger RNA. RefSeq names its product ribosomal protein L9 (gene RPL9). Gene Ontology annotation, cellular component: ribosome; cytosolic large ribosomal subunit. Gene Ontology annotation, molecular function: rRNA binding; structural constituent of ribosome. Gene Ontology annotation, biological process: cytoplasmic translation. The record is from RefSeq and is a predicted model, not a curated record. Lineage: Eukaryota; Metazoa; Chordata; Mammalia; Eulipotyphla; Soricidae.